Marasmius oreades (fairy-ring Marasmius) is the source of this 504-nucleotide messenger RNA. RefSeq lists its product as uncharacterized. NCBI's taxonomy places the organism in Eukaryota, Fungi, Basidiomycota, Agaricomycetes, Agaricales, Marasmiaceae. The record is from RefSeq and is a predicted model, not a curated record. The coding region runs from base 1 to 504 and encodes 167 amino acids. The transcript has 3 exons.
AUGAAUAUGGUACUAAGUCCUGUUACACCCUUGACUCCGAGGUUCAGUUCUACGCCGUUGAAAACCAUGGCCCAUGUACCAUCAUCAUCAUCAUCUCAAUACACUUUUGACGUACGUAAAGAGGCGUUCCAAAACACAUUGGAUCUCCUCCUUUCCGAGUCUCCCCCUGCAAAACCAUAUACCCAGCAGAACAAGGAGACGAUUGUAAACACCCUAUGCCAAGGAUGUGAAGCGGGAGCCACCACGAUCACUCGGUUCAACGUGUCCAUCCAUGCCGAAAUCGCUUUACUCUUGCACAUCCACUUGAAACAGCUGGUCACUUAUCCAUACCUGGGAGUGUCAAAACUCACAUGUAGCUCAUGUGUCGAGUUGAUAAAGCUUCUGAACAAGACUGCACCAACUGUGACAUUUCACAGAUCUGGAGCUCGCAGAAAGUUCUAUCCAUCGUGGGUCUUUCCUCCCAAUCUCCCGUCAUCUACCAAGUUCCAAAUGGUCAAUGUGUGA